Molecule: messenger RNA, 1842 nt
Organism: Aptenodytes forsteri (emperor penguin)
Lineage: Eukaryota; Metazoa; Chordata; Aves; Sphenisciformes; Spheniscidae
Gene: SACK1A
Product: family with sequence similarity 83 member A
Exons: 5
Coding region: 316-1731 (471 amino acids)
Biological process (GO): epidermal growth factor receptor signaling pathway
Source: RefSeq, a predicted model, not a curated record
GGGACCGUGACCCUUUCUGCUGUUCUGAAGCUACGGACAUGGCUGAUGUCUCUGUCCCAGUUCAAUGUCAGAGUUGUUUUUGCUCCAUAACAAAUGCUAUGGGAAGACAGAGAAGCCUCAAGCUGUUUUGAAGAUUGUGCAACGAUGCUUGGGAGCCUACUUGCUUUUGCUUGAGUGCUUUCCUCUCUCACAUUUCACAGGAUGCGACAGGAAGGGAAAUACAACCGAAUCGGACAGCCCUGGUAAUUGGACUCGAAACCUUCAUAUGCCCUGGGGGUGAGUUAAUUCGUUCAGCCGAGGCGAUUUCACGCCAGAAUGCAGUCUCCAAACAAGAAGGACAAUUGCGCUGCCUGCGCUGUGCAUAUGCAUGGUGCCUGCCUGGCAGAUCGACUGCUGCGACAAAGAGCCAUGAGCCACUCCAGACACAUGGGCAAGAUAAGGAAAAGGCUGGAGGAUAUCAAGAACCAGUCCACGAAGUUGACAAAAGCGGAUUUCAGCCACAACGAAAGCAUAAGGUUGGCCACUGACGCCUUCCUGGAUGGUGGGACAGACUCCUACCUCGAAACUUUAAGCAAAGAGGGCGAGGUGGAUUUCCUCUCCUCGGUGGAAGCUCAGUACAUCAAGGAUAAUGCCAGGGAAUCCUAUUAUGCACAGGAGUCCCUGGCCACCGAUGGGACGGCUGCGCCAAAGCAGACCGAUGCCGGGUCGCUCCCUUCAGGGACCUACUUCCCCACCAUUUCUGACAGCAGUGAGCCAGCUUUGCUGCACACAUGGAUUACAGCGGAGAAGCCCUAUUUAAAGGAAAAAUCCACCGCCACUGUGUAUUUCCAAACAGAGAAGAACAGCAACAUUAGAGACAUCAUACGCCGGUACAUCAACAAGACCACUCAGGUGCUAGCUAUCGUGAUGGAUGUGUUCACAGACACUGAGAUUCUUUGUGACCUCCUGGAGGCAGCUAACAAGCGCAUGGUGUUUGUCUACCUGUUGCUCGAUCAUGGCAGUAUAAAUCUCUUCUCGGAGAUGUGCGACAAGUUGCAAAUUGCUGAGGAUCUCUUCAAGAAUAUUUCAGUCCGCAGUGUUACUGGAGAGGUUUAUUGUGCCAAAUCAGGCAGGAAAUUUUCAGGACAAAUACAAGAAAAAUUUCUUAUCUCUGACUGGAGAUACGUGCUCUCUGGAUCUUACAGCUUCACGUGGUUAUGCGGCCAGGUUCACCGCAACCUCCUCUCCAAGUUCACGGGUCAAGUUGUGGAGCUGUUUGAUGAAGAGUUCCGACACCUUUACGCGCUGUCCAAGCCAGUGAGGGGACCGAAGUCUCCACCGCACACCGCGCCCUUCCUGUUCAGCAAGAGCUGGGCCCCCCAGUGCAACCUCCCCGACAGCGACGAGGGAAGCGCUAACACUCUUUCCGAUCCCUUCAGCAGCCUCUCAGCUGGCAGCACCCACCAGACCAAGCAAUCCCCAAGAACUCUCAUAUUCAGCAGCAACUUCACCCCCCCGUCACCUCUCCACAGGGUUAAUUCCUUCCACAGCUAUGUCUCAUUAACUCCCCCGCCACCACAGAAAGCCAUCCAGGCUAACUACUAUCAGCCACACUAUGUGGCCGAUAACUCCACAGUUCUGUAUAACAACAUGAACGUUUACAGACCUGUAAGACUUAGACAAGAGGAACCAAACAGGACAGGGUUAAGCUCACCCUGGAGAUGCCUCCACAAAGCUAACCUGUUUGCAUAAUAACCACCUUGUUUUGAAUUGCAAGUAAAUGUAGUGAGGACCUGUUUAGCAAUCGCUUGUGUACUGAUGAAUAUAGAAAUUCUGUAUAAUACAAAAUGAGGAUGAUUUCAA